CUACAAUGAACGGAAUUAAGGCUCUCCCUGGCUCUGCAGUUGUAAGAUCACCGCAUCUGGGUAGGAGCACGAGCCCAUCAUCCUGCAGACCAACUCGCAAGUUCAGGCCGCUAUACAAGGUCCAGGGGUCUACAAGUGAAGAGAGACGUUCUCUCAAAUCUUGCAGCCUUCUGGGAGGCGAUGGGGGUGGAGGCAGUGGUGGAAGCAAUUUUCGGUACAGUGUUUCAGAGGACGACGAUGGUGGGGCGAGGUUCUACAAGGCAUUCAACCUCAUGGUUCUCUUCGCCUUCGUCUCUGGCCUCAGCCCCUCGGCAGCACACGCCCUUUCGCUGAGAAAGAAGAAGAAGAAGCCCAUCAAUCGGUCCAUUGACCAGUAUUCUGAACGUCUGGUUACGCUGGCCUGGCCUAUUGCCCAAAAUCUGGGCUUCAGCGGCGCAAUAGGCUUCGCAACUGCAUUUGCGCUCAAGGCAGUUGGAUCUGCUCUUGCCAUUGCCUUCGGAGCACUUUUCGUCCUCAUCCAGGGUGCUGCGUACCUUGGCUACAUAGAGGUGAAAUGGACCGAAGUGCACAAGGAGGUAAUCCGCAGGCUGGAUGUCAACCAGGAUGGGAAAUUUGACGCCAGCGACUUCAAAUCUUUGGUGGCAUCUGGGCUGGCGGUUCUGUCAGAGGGUGUCCCUUCUGUGGGAGGCUUCCUGGCAGGCUUUGCACUUGGGCUGAGAUGAGCUUGUCAAUCCUGCAAGCUUUUGCAUCUGGAAGAUUGUGCUGAAACCGCCAUUGUGGUAGAUGGCACAAAAACUCCACGGUGCUCAAAAAGCUCCCGCAGGAAAUGGAUGCCCCUGAAUAGAUACCAGGGACUGCAAACAGAGUCAUGAUUGGCUUGGAGACUGCAGGGUGAUCUCGGUGCUUGUACACCUUUUGUUGUUUGCUUGCUGUCCUUUAUAAUGCAUACAUGCCCACCUAAGUGGGGCUGACCAUAUUUGCUAAGGUACUGUCCCGACCACAGUGAAUGUCAUUCCCGCUGGUUUUUACAUAUGAAGGGUCCAUCUUAUUAAGCGGCAUGCAGUAUUUUAGGUUUGCAAAUCCAUUUAAAGCAUGCGCUCGCAGCCCACUUGCAGCUCGCUCAAGAUGUAGCGUUAGUAUAUACAACUAUGUACACUGUUGCAGCCCAACCAAUGCCGAGCGUUGCAAACAUUUAUUGAUCUUGUGCUCUACAGCAGUGCUGAGCAGCAAUGUGUCUAGUGUCUAUGUACAAGGGUGCCAGUCUAUGUCGCUGUCUAUGUACAAAACUUCUGUGCGAUCAUGACUAGCUAUCCAGAAAUAAAAUUGCCGGCCUACCCAUUGUGCAGAAGCAUGCCUGUAAGCCAUUCGUUAGAGAUCCAAGGAGAGCACAUAUGCAUGCUUCCAUGCAUCCUGCAGUCUCCCGGUUCACAGUGACGGAUCAAAAUUCUACUUCAUGUGGCAGUUCCAAAAUCAAAUCCCCAGAACAAUCGUGCGGUGUAAGCAGAGUCCGACUUAGAAGCCCUUGACAUUAACCAAGGGGCGCAGCCUUGUGACGACCUCCACGAGGUCUGACUGAUUCUUCAUCACCUCAUU
Messenger RNA from Coccomyxa subellipsoidea C-169, 1593 nucleotides. RefSeq lists its product as hypothetical. The transcript has 5 exons. Bases 6 to 722 code for a protein of 238 amino acids. Gene Ontology annotation, cellular component: mitochondrial outer membrane. The record is from RefSeq and is a predicted model, not a curated record. Gene Ontology annotation, molecular function: calcium ion binding. NCBI's taxonomy places the organism in Eukaryota, Viridiplantae, Chlorophyta, Trebouxiophyceae, Coccomyxaceae. Gene Ontology annotation, biological process: autophagy of mitochondrion.